Actinia tenebrosa (Australian red waratah sea anemone) is the source of this 830-nucleotide messenger RNA. RefSeq names its product matrilin-2-like. NCBI's taxonomy places the organism in Eukaryota, Metazoa, Cnidaria, Anthozoa, Actiniaria, Actiniidae. The record is from RefSeq and is a predicted model, not a curated record.
CGCCAAAAAAUUAUAACUAUAAUACAAAAUCGUGUCUACAAAGCAGAAAUUUUCCAGAGUAAACUUAAAGACGACAUUCAUCAACCACUGUGAUGUUUUUUCGGAUUGCUGUCUUGGUUUUGGUAUGGGGACAUUUAGAAACAGGCGAAGGCCGAUCUAUAACAGAUGGUGACAAAAAACAAGUAACCUGCAAUAAACAGAUCGACCUUGGAAUCACCUUGGAUGCCUCUGCCAGUAUCGGAGAAGAAAACUUUAAAAAAUACAAACGCUUUUCCAAAGAAUUGCUAAGUCGCUUUGCCAUCUCUCUCUCAAGAACUCACGUUGCUUUGAGCUAUUUCUCCAUGUAUCAUCACAUUGUAGCAACUUUUAAUAAAAGUCAUACUUUAGAGGAAGCAAACUCGAUCAUUGAUGACAUGGUGUACGAGAACUCGGCAUCCAAGUUAUCGAACGCUAUAGUGGAAUUGCAUUUUGCAGUGUUUGCUGGAAAAUGUUCUGGAGUACGCCCAAAAGGUUCUGGUUCAAAGAUGGUUUCAUUAUUCGUAACAGAUGGAUUUUCUACCUCUGGCUACGAACUUACCAACAGCCGAGCGAAAGACUUUCAUAACUAUGGGAUAGAAGCAUUUGCAGUCUACCCAAAUGGGAAAGUCCAUGAAAACAUCCUUCGCUCUAUUGCUAGUAGACCCAUUGCAAAGCAUUUGUUUAGACUGGAAGAGAAACAAGAAAAGAGGCGUUCGUUGAUUGAUAAAAUUGUAAGGCAGAUUUGUUUUGGAUCUUAUAGUAAGAGAUAAAUGAUGUGUUAAACUCUUGGCGCUUGCUAGGAAAGAGACGUU